Messenger RNA from Dermacentor andersoni, 1814 nucleotides. RefSeq lists its product as uncharacterized. Lineage: Eukaryota; Metazoa; Arthropoda; Arachnida; Ixodida; Ixodidae. Gene Ontology annotation, cellular component: extracellular region. The record is from RefSeq and is a predicted model, not a curated record. Gene Ontology annotation, molecular function: chitin binding.
UGUGUGUCAGCGAGGAAGUCGGUGCGUCCCCAGGAUAUCACUUACGCUGCAGCGGCCCCCAAGAUCUCAGGAUCUAGACUACCUGCGGUCAACUGCGCGAGCGGCCAAAAUUGCCUUCACAUCAGGCGUCAUGGCCUCCGUCUCGUGGCAAAUAGCUCUUCUAGCAGCAGCGCUGGCGAUCUCCGUGGGCACCACACCAGCGCGGAAGCGUUCCAAGCGACAGGCGUACGAGCUUCCGGCCGGCUCCGAGUUGUUGCUCUACGCCCCGCUCUCCACCAACUUCCGGUGCCCGGGUGAAGGGUACUACGCCGACGUGCAGAACAACUGCCAGGUGUACCACGUCUGCCACCAGGUGACACGCCCGGACGGUUCAGCCGACACGCAACACUACAGCUUCAUGUGCGGCAACCAGACCGUGUUCGACCAGCUGUCCCUCACGUGCGCCUUCCCCGAGGAGGCCGUGCCGUGCACAAGCGCGCAAGAUUUCUUCUACGUCAACAACUACAUCGGCGUGGAGAACGCGCCCUUCCUCACCGACGAUGACGUGCGCCGAGCUGACGCCUACAAGCAGGGGUGAUAGACGGCCUCGCUACGCUGACCGUAGGACGUACUCGGCUUCACAGGACACGCACUAUACAUAUAUCUGUGCUGCGCUGCCUUAUGCAAUGCACGGCGGUUGUGCUUGCAAUGGCCGACAAGUGUCUUCUCGGCCGGACCGCUCGAUUCGCGCAUUUGCAACUGGCUGAUGCGUAUCGAAUGACUUCGAAGCACGAGUAGGCCUACCAACGUGCUUCGGCCAAUGCAUAAUUUUGAAGUGCACUUGUACUCAAGCUUGAGCUCGAUCGCUGCUAUUACAGGGCACGAUGUUGUAGAUCUAGCUUAUGACUCUGACUUCCUGCUUUAUUGCAAAAUUCGAAGUUACCUUCGUAACGCAUCGCUGCUGUUGUGCGCUUCCUGCUUACGUGUUUCAAACUUUCGUCUUUGUCUCGCGUCUCAAUGGCUUAUUCAGGCGCCAACCAUUUAACACCAUCACGCGUUUUCGAGCUGCUUACCAAAGAUAUGAGGCAACUAUAACUGAUCUUCACUCGUCUAAAUCCCUCUACUUUCACAUGAAGCAGAUAACGAAAGAAGAGACAUGUGGAAUGCCUUCGACGUGUCCUUUUUUGGCAUUCUCUUUACCGCUUCCGUUCGUUUCACAUGUUAUAGUGUGUGUGCCAUGCGAUUCAGAGCAAAGUUAUAGGAUUGUGUUUAUCACAACAUCAAUCGUUAUUCCUACCUGUUUGUUCCUUUCGCUUAUUUUUUCUCUCGUUCUUCUCCAAUGUCUCUUUGUGCCCACUUUCGGCCAAAGGAUGUUCUGUUUCCUUGCUCUCAUCCACGUUCACGGCAGUCAAAAGUGAAUAAGCAAAACGAUCUUGCGCUCAGAAACAUUUACGCAGAAUUGUGGCUACACUUGCUGCAAUGAUCUUGGAUGCGAAGCGCACGAUUUAUAUCGGGGGAGCGCACACAAGAUGAACGUCCGAUUAUCGUACCCUUAAAAAAUUGGUCCAUUUAAUCUAGAUCUUAUUAGACAUGGCAAGCAAUUCAUCGUGCGUUGCUUUGCCGAAGACAAUUAGAUCCUGUCGGUAAAAUGUCUGAAGUUAUUCGCGUAAAGAUUUACGAGGCUUCUGAAGCUGUCUACUUUCACACUCACUUGAACUGUGCCAAAUAUUAUUCUUUUAUUUUUUGGCAGCUCUGCAAGCCUUAGACAUUUCCUUCCCACUUUCUUUAAACAAUGCUUCCCUCUCUCCCCUUCCCGGUCAUCGGGCUUCAACUAA